AUUCAUUCUUAGAACUUUACCUUGCCGGUAAAAUUUAUGGGAAGAAAUAAACUGAACAAGUAAAAUGGGAUUAUUAAAAGUUCAAGAAAUAAAGGGAUGUGAGUAUCCAAGUAAAGAUGCUGAAUUGUUCCAGUCAUCUGGAUCAUCAAUGUCCUGCUCCACCAUAUCCAGUUCUAGCUCCACUACUAGCAGUGAUGAUGGCGAUGGAAAAUCUGAUCGUGGAAAUUGGAAGGGAAAGAUGGAUUUUCUCCUGUCCUGUAUUGGUUAUGCAGUUGGACUUGGAAAUAUCUGGAGAUUUCCAUAUCUUUGUUACAAAAGCGGAGGAGGUGCCUUUCUGAUUCCUUACCUUUUCUUUAUGGUAAUAAUUGGUAUGCCUCUACUGUUCAUGGAAAUCACUUUUGGUCAGUUUGCUAGUUUAAGUCCAAUUACCAUUUGGAGAAUCAGCCCACUUUUUAAAGGUGUUGGUUAUGGUAUGGUUAUUAUAUCUGGUAUUGUUUGUAUCUACUAUAAUAUUAUUAUAGCAUGGACGCUAUAUUAUUUAUUUGUCUCCAUGCAGUCUGUUCUGCCAUGGAGUAAUUGUGAUAAUGAUUGGAAUACAGAACAAUGUGCAUUAAGGGAACAUGGUAACAAUACUAUAUUGUCUAAUUACUCAACAAAUGGUAACUUCACCACAUUAUUUAAUGACACAUUUACCAGUAUUAAUGGAACCGUCAUCUCUGUUAUGUCGAAUGCCACCACCAUGAGCCGUGUACCACCAAGCAAGGAAUAUUGGCAAAGAGCAGUAUUACAGAUAACUGAUGGUAUAGAAGAUAUUGGAGGUAUCAGAUGGGAGUUGUUUGGUUGUCUAGCUCUCGCCUGGGUUGUUAUCUUUCUGUGUUUAUGUAAAGGUGUUCAAUCCUCUGGACGGGUUGUAUACGUAACAGCUACCUUUCCCUACCUGGUUUUAAUUAUUCUAUUAGUACGAGGUGUAACUUUACCUGGCGCCAUGGAUGGUCUUAGAUUCUAUCUGAUUCCUGAUUGGGACAAACUCUUUACAUUACAGGUAUGGGGUGAUGCUGCUAUACAGAUAUUCUAUUCUAUGGGUAUGGCUUGGGGUGGUUUAAUUACCAUGUCAUCAUAUAAUAAAUUUCAUAAUAAUGUCUACAGGGAUGCUAUUAUUGUUCCAUUGAUGAAUUCUGGCACAAGUGUUUUUGCCGGUUUGGUUAUUUUUUCUGUCUUGGGUUUUAUGGCUAAAGAAACUGGUGUGGACAUCUCUGAGGUUGCUACACAAGGUCCAGGUUUAACCUUUGUUGCUUAUCCCUCGGCAGUUGCUAGGUUACCAAUUUCACCAUUAUGGGCUGUUCUCUUCUUCCUUAUGUUGUUUACUAUUGGUCUUGAUAGCCAGGUAAGAUUUAUGUUUUUAUUUGGAAGUCAAAUCACAUGCGUAACAUUGCACCAACAAAUAGCAAACUGCAUCAGUAGGUAACAACAUUAGAUCUUUUCCACCGAUCAUUCAUCAUAUGACAAACUUCAACCAAUGGGUGAGGUUUGUUCAUUAAUUUUAUAUUUUGACAAUUGCUAUAUGACUGGUUAUAUGGAUGUUUAUACAUAAAAUAACAUUUGUCAGUAAUUGCUCAGCCUCAAUGUAGCAUGAAAUGCAUUCAAAUUGAGCCUUAAAAACAUUCAAAAUUUUAAGCUUAUCAUUUUUGAAAAUCGUGAUAUCCAUUAUAAUCUAUUAUAUACAGUUGCAUUAAGGUUAUUUUGUUUAUAAAUAUUUUCUAAUGUGGUUACAUGAUGUUUGAACUGCAGAUUUGCAUUUAGAAAACUUAAAUUAUUAAAAACACUCUAAUAAUUGUAACAAACCAUAGUAGAAAUUAUUUUUAAUGAUUCCCUUGGACACAUAAAUAACUUACUAGCAUCUAAUGUUGUUCGGUAUAUUUGAAAAUGCUGUUAAAAGGAGUUAUGUAUUUAACAAACAGUAAGCCUUUAGAUACCAUACUGAAAAUCUAUAAAUUAUAUCCAACAAUUUAAAAUGCUGUUUAAAAGUGAUAAUACCAUACAAGGAAUAAAAAUUAAAUGAUUUUGGCAUAAAUAGCAUUCUAUACCUAUUUCACUGAUGCAUUUGAGCUAUCGACUUUGAAAACAAAAGAUUAAUUACAUUUUAUGGAUAUUUGGAUAAGAAUUGAAUUUCUAAAAAUAAUACACCCUUUGGAAGAGAUAUAUUUCAUAAUUAUAUGACAAAUUAUCAAAGCACAUAAAUUACAUAUGUGCACAUGUAAAUUUGAGAUUCAGAAUCAAAAUUUAUCCAUAUCAUUUGAUUAGUCGUUGUUGAAAAGAGUUCAUAUUCACAAUACGACUGCCACUGGUAAAUCUUGUUGUAUAAUACAAAGUUUGAUUUUGAUUAUUUGCAAUACUUAGCAGCAAAUUCAGUUUAUUUCAAAAUUAGAUUUAGGUUCUCUAGUAAAAUUAACCAGAUUUACUUUGUGGCUUUUAGGAUUGUACAUGUAUUAAAAUGUCUUUAGUUUAGUUUCAGCGUAAGAACUAUGAGUGAAUGAAUAAAACUAGGCGUGGUUGCAUGAAGGUAUGAAUUGGGGGUGAGAGAGUUGAGUGUUAGGGUGCGAUAUAUUUGAGGGGUUGAUAUCUUUUUUAUAAGAAAGUGGGUGAAAGUGUUCUCGGUAUGGGCAUGGUUGCACCAAGAACCUGUUAUUCUCGAGGUAACAGUAAGUUGUAAUAUAUUUUUAAGAAAAGAUGAUCGAGUUCUAAGAUGCUGUUAGGUGUAAUUUUUGAAUACUUGAGUAAUAUCCUAUAAGAAACUAAAUCAUAAACAUGAAUUAUUAUCAAAGAAUUUUCUAAAACUUUGUACAAAUAUACAUUACGUAAAUAUAUUUUUUUUUGAUUCGAAAAUUCUGUUUUAAAAUAUUACUUUAGGAAGCAAUAAUAAAUAACUAUUUGGGAAUGUUUGAGGGGGAUGUUAAAUCCAUGGGAAUGGUUAAUUAUAUAUUACUGGGGAGUAUUUUUGUAAAUAAGAACAUAUUUUUACUCAUUUCGAAAUUGUAAUAGAUGAAGAGAUUGGAGAUAUUUUAACUGAAAACAAUUGAGAAAUGAUUGAACAAAUUCUAAAUUUAAAGUUAUGGAGAAUCAAAAAAUUCUAUUUGUAAAGAAUUCUGAUAACAUUUUAAGAUAUAAAAUAGUAAGUAAUUCAGAAAAGAGUAAAAAUAUGUCUUGUAAUCACUUUACGUGAUAUGAAAAUAAUGUAAUAGUGUGUUUUUAUUUUUGUAUUCAUUGCUAAACAAAGGCUGAAUUGUUUUAUUUGUUGGUGUUUAUUGGAAUAAGGAUUUUUUGAUUUACAAGUUCCAAAUGUGCCUCUUUCAAUGCCCACUUUUAUUAUUUAGUUUUCACACUAAAAAAAGCUUUGUAAAUUUGCGUAAUGUUUUAAGAGUUUUACAUGCAUUUUUCAUGUAGUUAUCAUUUAUGACUCCUGAAAAAGGUUUUAAUGUAGAAUUUAAUUCUUUUUUUACAACCUUUUCCAGGCAGUAGGUGUCCCAGUUUGAAGAACUGAUUGUUUCCGCUUAUGGACAACAUAUUACAAAACUUUUUAAAAAAGAAAACUAAAUAAUUAUCAAAAUUAAAAUUUAUUUAAUAUAGUUUUAUAUCUUACUGGUGUAGCAUUGAAAGCAGGUAUUUUUUAAAUUUAGAUAAACCUCUUUUGAUAUUGAAUUGAAUCCUAUAUUCCCCAAAGGAAAUAACAAAGUUCAUUACUUUUUGUCACACGAUGUAUUAAUAUUCAUGUUUUGUUGUUGUUGUU
This is a messenger RNA of Patella vulgata (common limpet), 3784 nucleotides long. Its product is annotated as sodium- and chloride-dependent glycine transporter 1. The transcript has 9 exons. Gene Ontology annotation, cellular component: membrane. The record is from RefSeq and is a predicted model, not a curated record. Gene Ontology annotation, biological process: sodium ion transmembrane transport. Lineage: Eukaryota; Metazoa; Mollusca; Gastropoda; Patellidae. The coding region runs from base 65 to 1465 and encodes 466 amino acids.